Molecule: messenger RNA, 1680 nt
Organism: Cercospora beticola
Lineage: Eukaryota; Fungi; Ascomycota; Dothideomycetes; Mycosphaerellales; Mycosphaerellaceae
Product: protein tyrosine phosphatase-like domain-containing protein
Biological process (GO): sphingolipid biosynthetic process; fatty acid elongation; very long-chain fatty acid biosynthetic process
Cellular component (GO): endoplasmic reticulum membrane
Molecular function (GO): 3-hydroxyacyl-CoA dehydratase activity
Source: RefSeq, a predicted model, not a curated record
CUCAAUGGGAGAAGACCACUUCACCUCAACACUAUGCUGGUCAUGUGAAGAUGAGUCUGAGCAGAUCUCACACCAUAUUCUGAUCAUCCGACAGCCACCUCAAGGCUGAAAUCUGCUCCCACGCCGGCUUCAUGGAAGGGUUUUGACAGGAAGCACAUCUAAGGAGACACAAGCAGCAGCCACGUUGGUACCCAAGGGAAGAAAAGCUCACACCAGAGGCAAAUAUCACUAUCUGAGCGUGGCAAUAGCCCACGAGCCCAUUCCCUGGCGAAGUACGAAGACGAAGCCGAAUUGGAACGCACUUCAGCCCGGAAAGGUCGAUUUCAGCCAACAGCUGAAACCCAGGGGACCAUGCCGCUGAAGACAUCACUCUAGAGAGCAUAUCAUUCGUGUAGAGGCGGCGGAAACGGGGAAACAAAAUCAUUGAUGCGCCUUGUGACAACCAACGCUUCGAAAUAUCCACAGAUUCCACAAUGCAAUCCACGAAAGACUGGCUAAUGCUCGGUGGACGGAUGAAGCACCGCUUUGGACCUCAGACCGUGUGGCUUGCCGAGGACCUCAGAUAGAACUACUAAUGUCGAGCUCGAAUUUCCAAAAUCUCAGGCAGACGUCUCCCAAACUCUUCGCAAACAUGACUCCGCCACCUGCAUCGAGACCAUCAUCCUCAGGCCGAACACUGUAUCUCACAGUAUACAACACAAUCUUCUCGCUUUUGUGGCUCUACGUCCUGGUUUCCACGUUCAAAGCACUUCCCGGCGGUAGACUCCAUGUCUACUCCGUGGUCGAACGCGAUGCCCGCAUGAUCCAAACACUCUCGCUGCUGGAUGUUGUCCACUCAGCCACAGGCCUCAUACCAGCACCACUCGGCAGCACGUUCACGCAGAUUGCGACACGCGUGAUACAGGUCUGGCUGAUCUGGGCUGGUUUCUCGAUGACUACAGCGACUUCGAGUGCAUUUCCGACAUUACUAAUCGCAUGGAGCAUAGCAGAUACGAUUAGAUAUGCGUAUCUUGCGUUGAAUCUGCACGGGAAAGCUCCUGGGUGGCUGGUGUGGCUACGCUAUUCCAUGUUCUAUGCGCUUUAUCCUGUGGGUAUUGUGUGUGAGUGGUGGUUGAUGUACCAGGCUGUGACGCCGGCGGCCGAAGUCAGCUGGAUUUUGAGGCCAGUUUUCUACUUUUUGCUGGCGUUGUAUGUGCCUGGAUCAUACAUGAUGUUCACAUACAUGAUCAAGCAGAGGCGGAAGGUCUUGAGCAAAAAGUCCAAGAGCUGAACCCUACGCAAAUUGGCAACUUACGAGGCGCGUUCGAAUGGGAUAUAUCCGGGAGUUUUUGUCAGAUCGAGGAGCCAGGACGAUGAAAGACGCUCGAGAAGCAGUCACGAUUCUCCCGGCAACGUUGAAUGUCAAGAAAUUUGGCCUGCCACGAGGAAGUAAGACCUUCAGCGCAAGGGCUUCUAUCCGUCUCUGAGGAAUUGGUGGGGAAAGUCGUCAGGAACGCCGAAAAGUUCAAUACAAAGACAUGACUCGGCCGAUCUCAGCUUUGAGUCUGUAUCAUCUGAUGCUCACCAGCUUCAGCUGCCAUGACAUUGAUUCCUUCCGAGCUCUCAGCCAUCCGGUGGCCCAUCCCAGAAAGAGCAGAAAGAGCAGCCGUGGUCUGAAGUCUGCCCACGACCGUAUCAAUC